This is a messenger RNA of Alternaria burnsii, 1593 nucleotides long. RefSeq lists its product as uncharacterized. The transcript has a single exon. Bases 1 to 1593 code for a protein of 530 amino acids. The record is from RefSeq and is a predicted model, not a curated record. NCBI's taxonomy places the organism in Eukaryota, Fungi, Ascomycota, Dothideomycetes, Pleosporales, Pleosporaceae.
AUGAGCCGCAACGCCCCUCACGACUUGGAGCUGCAACAGCCGCCUCAGGCCCCUUAUGCGACCCAUACCUCGCAGCAUACUGGCGUGAGAUCCCCAUCGUAUCACACUCGCAAGCAGUCUGCGCCUGUGGUCAGCGAACAGGUGAACAAAUUCGACGACGUGGACAUCACCGGGCUUCAACCACCACCUUCCGCUUUAACACCCACUACUGCAACUGCAUAUGACCCACAUGCACCUUCCCCACUAGAGGACUUCCCUAGGACUGGCCGAAGUAGUCACCAGCGCACCUUGACCGGCACAAUCUUCGACAACUUCAAUCGCGCAACAUCGACAAUCCAACAGCAUACUUCAAGAGCAUCUUCACCUACAAAAUCUCUGGCAAGCUUCAUUCCCUCAAGAGGCGCUAUCGAAUCCAGCGCUAGCCAGCCUAAGAUUAGGGCACUACAGAACUGGUUCAACGGCUCCUCUGCGCCCGUGAAGCUAGGUGUCCAGCCACAGGACGACUAUUCGGAUUCCGGCUCCGAGUCAGGAGAGAGUUACGAUUCCGAGUCCGAAGAGGAGGAAGAGGAGAGGGGCAACAUGAUGACCAACCUCUUCAACCGUGGCUCUUCCCUCACGAGGGGCACGUCGCAGAGCCCGAUGCGAUCAGAUGAUACCCACACACCGAGCAAGGCACCGAGCCAGCCCACCGCUAGCAGCAAGUUCGCAUGGCUGUUGUCCACACAAAAGAAUGCCGCCGUCCCCCCUCCACAGCAGUCGCCCACAUACCACAACCCUGACGACGAGCUACUCAACUUGAACAUAUCACACUCCCUUUUCCCACACGGUCCCGCCGAUCCGCUAGCACCUUCGUCCUUCCACGACCUUCUUACCAACGCCGAAGCCCUCCUCUCUCGCUACCAGACCGCCUACCGCCAAGUCUCUAUUGCCCUAGGAGACGCACAUGCCGAACAGAGCGCGCAGGACGAUGAGCUUGAUGAAGCCGAGACACGGGCAAGGCACCUGAAGAUGCAACUGGAGACAAUGGCAGCACGAGCAGCCGAGCAGGACGAGCAAAUGCGCGUCCUCAUGGAAGACCUCGCGUUUGAGAAGAAAGCUCGUCAAGAAGAAGAGGCAGCUCGUAAGAGGAGUCUAGCCCUCAUUAGAGCAACACCACAGUGUGAGCACACUUCGUGCCAGGAGUCUGCCCGUCGACACAACCGUGUGUCAGGCUCAGAAAUCAGCGUCGAUUCUGGUUUCGAGUCUGAGAAUGAGACCGACGCUGCGAGCGUGUUCUCAAGAAGCUGCCUCAGCCCUACUGGUACCGACCGCUCAUCCAUUCUCGACAACGAUAUCCACGACACCACACCGAAGGGCCGAAAGCCUCAAUCGCUACAACGGGGAAGCACAUACGACAAGCCCCGAGAAGGCAAAGUCGACAUCGCUAAAGGUGGGUGGGGAUGCGCCAACUGCCAGGGCGGCGCACAAUCUGCUGUUUGGGGCCGCCUAGCGAAGGAGCGAGAGGAGAACCGCACGCUCAGACUGCGUGUUGAGACCCUAGAGGAGGCUGUCGAUGGUGCUUUGAAUGCCGUCGCUGGCGCUUGGGGGAUGUAA